AUGUUUGUGAUUAUUUUCAUCAUUUUAGGAUUUCAAAGCGUUUUUGGGCAUCCUUCGUACGUGUCGUUGUUGAUGCAAUCACGAUGUCUCGAAGUUCAUUCCUUGGAAGCUCAUCAAAAAUGCGAAUUUGUGAAGAAAACGGAUGAUUGUCAUAUCGAAGCAAGACUUUUUUAUUACUCAAACUUCGUUUAUUGUGCCUUUGGGGAGUUUGCGGAGACGAGAUUUGGACAAAUUUUGAAUCAAAUUGGACUGAUUCUUUGGUGUGUGUUGCUUUUCUUGAUUUUGUCGGUUGUGUCGGAUUCGUUCUUCUGUCCCGGCUUAGCAAGCAUCUCAAAAAUGUUCCGCUUAUCCGAAAACAUCGCCGGCGUAACUUUACUUGCUUUUGGCAAUGGCGCUCCCAACUUUUCCGGUUCAAUUUUCGAUCCAGAUACCGAUUCAGAGCUAAUGUAUUCCGAAACCUUGGGCAGCACAAUGUUCAUGAUCGGAGGCAUCGCAGGACUCAUCGCCAUCGUUUCACCCUUUCAAGUCAUUCCGAAAGACUUCAUGCGAGAUGCUGUCUUUUUAGUCAUCAGCGUGGCACUUGUUCAAGGCCUGAUCGCUGACGAGCAUUACAGUUGGUUGGAUGCGAUUUUAACAAUUGGAUUAUACGUCAUUUACUUGGCUUACGUUUUCAUCGAAUAUCAUUUCGAGAAAAAACGCGUGAAAAAGCAAAUUGGACAAAUUAGCCUUACAGAAGUGAUGCCUUAUAUGCACUUAACCUCAAUUCGACCCGAAAUUCAAGCGCAAAUGAGACGAAUCGAGGAAUUGUUGCAAUUUCAGUUGGUUGACAAGGACAAUGAAGUAAUUGACAUUAAUGCGACGCGACAACAGUCGAUAUUGCCUCAAGGAAGUAUGAGACGAAGAGAUGCUAAUUAUCGACUUUUUCAAUUUGCGUUCGAAGAAUUGAACCCAAAGCGUGAAUUUCAAGCGAAACCUUUGUGGAAACUUCCGUUUGAGAUUUUUCAAGCAAUUUUAUUGUUUGUACUUCGAUUUGUUCUUCCGAUUUUCGAUUAUACCGCUGAUCGUCAUGGAUGGAAUAAACUUUUGAACAUCAUUCAUAUCUUUACUCUUCCAAUUGUGACUCUCGAAAUUACUAUGGUGUCUGAUGAAACAUUUUUUGACAUCUCGAUACUUAUUUAUUCACUUUCCAUAUCUCUUGGGUUAGCAAGUGUCGUUUUUGUAACCUCAAGAACUGAUCGCCCGCCUCGUUAUCAUUUUUUCUUCGCUUUUCUCAACUUUUUCGGAUGUAAUUUGAUCAUUUUUGCUGCUUCUUCAGAACUUGCAAGUGUUUUGAACACUUUGGGACUCGUUUUUAACUGCACAGCGUCGAUAAUUGGAGUAACAGUACUUGCCAUAGGGAAUAGCGUGAGUGAUGUAUUGGCUAAUGUAACGUUAGCGAGACAAGGACAUCAAAGAAUGGCAUUUGCAGCUUGUUUUGGAGGAUCAAUUUUCAAUAUUUUGUUCACAAUUGGAUUCACUUUCCUCAGUAAAGCCUUUGAAAGUCCCGAUUAUAAUCCUUAUGCUCGUCGAGGUCCUCUUGGCUUAAAUUGCAUAAUUUACAUCAUCCUAACAAUAAUUUUCCUCUUUCUCCUACUUUCUGUGAGCCAAUUUCAAGUGAGACGCACCUUCGGAUACAUGUUAGUUGUUAUUUAUGUCAUUUUUAUCUCUCAAUGCAUUUUGAGUGAAAUGGAAUUUAUUCACUCUUACGGUACUGACCAUCAUAACGAAGAAAUUUUCGAUUAA
This is a messenger RNA of Culicoides brevitarsis, 1782 nucleotides long. Its product is annotated as mitochondrial sodium/calcium exchanger protein-like. Gene Ontology annotation, biological process: transmembrane transport; monoatomic cation transport; intracellular calcium ion homeostasis. The transcript has 5 exons. NCBI's taxonomy places the organism in Eukaryota, Metazoa, Arthropoda, Insecta, Diptera, Ceratopogonidae. Bases 1 to 1782 code for a protein of 593 amino acids. Gene Ontology annotation, cellular component: membrane. The record is from RefSeq and is a predicted model, not a curated record. Gene Ontology annotation, molecular function: calcium:sodium antiporter activity.